UUUUCCCGCACGGCUCGGCCCGGACACACAGGCACUCACUCACUCACACACACGCACAGCGAGGACACGGAAUGGAGACGGAAGGGAGCCAGAGCAGCCUGUCCACCACGGACUCCCCUCACGACCCCUGCAAAAUGUUCAUAGGUGGACUCAGCUGGCAAACAACACAAGAGGGUCUGAAGGAGUACUUCUGCAAGUACGGCGAGGUGAAGGAGUGUAUGGUGAUGCGAGAUCCGGUUACUAAGCGCUCGAGAGGGUUCGGAUUCGUCACCUUUGUUGAUCAGGCCGGCGUGGAUAAAGUUUUGGCCCAAACCAGGCACGAGUUGGACUCCAAAACAAUCGAUCCAAAGGUUGCGUUCCCUCGCAGAGCUCAGCCCAAGUUGGUGACUCGAACCAAGAAGAUCUUUGUGGGAGGCCUGUCAGUAAACACAACUAUCGAGGACGUCAAGCAGUACUUUGACCAGUUUGGAAAGGUCGACGAUGCCAUGCUCAUGUUCGACAAGACCACCAACAGACACAGAGGAUUUGGCUUUGUGACGUUUGAGAACGAGGAUGUGGUGGAAAAAGUCUGCGAGAUCCACUUCCACGAAAUCAACAACAAAAUGGUGGAGUGUAAGAAAGCUCAGCCCAAGGAGGUGAUGUCCCCCACGGGCUCGGCCAGGGGGCGCUCUCGGGUGAUGCCCUAUGGGAUGGACGCCUUCAUGCUGGGCAUUGGUAUGCUGGGUUAUCCAGGCUUCCAGACAGCCACCUACACCAGCCGGAGCUACGCUGGCAUCACUCCUGGAUACACCUACCAGUUCCCGGAGUUCCACUUAGAGAGGACUCCCCUUCUGACUUCACCCCACCCCCCUGAGCUCACAGCCAUUCCUCUUACAGCAUAUGGACCAAUGGCAGCAGCGGCGGCAGCAGCAGCAGUAGUCAGAGGCUCUACCCCAUCUCGCUCAGCUGGAUUUUUAGGUACGAGCAGCCCGGGGCCGAUGGCAGACCUGUAUGGAACAGCCAGUCAGGAGUCGGCUGUCAGCAGUUACCUCAGCGCUGCGAGCCCCGCCCCAAGCACUGGAUUCAGCCAUAGUUUGGGGGGCCCCUUGAUCGCCACGGCCUUCACUAACGGAUAUCACUGAGAGUUGCAGAGCUGUAGACUUAGAGCUGGAAGGAGUUGAAGCUGCUUUGGAGCUGAUCUGGCCUGUCUCUGUCCAGUCCACCUUGUGUCAGCCUGAACUCGGCCGACCCUACUGACGCCUCACUAAACUCCACCUCCUGAGAAAAAAAAAGAAGAAGAAAAAGUUUGUAAAAGGAGCGAAAAUGUUUAUCACUACAUGUAAUAGCAACACUUGCAGAUGCUGAAUUUUUAGUGUUUUUUUUUUUGUUGUUGUUGUUAUGUUUCACCUUGCUGUUUUUUUUGUGAUGGCUGCAUUGUUUCUUUAUCUGUUUUGGCUGUGUUUUAUUGGGUUAUUUGAACUUUGACCCUGAUCUCUCUGAGAUAUGAGGAGUUAAAUCUCCAGGUGAAGCCUGUUUGAAGGUCAAGAGCUGUAAUUUGUACUGGAAUACUGUAUAUUUGUCUAGUUGUCUAUACUAGUUCAUACUGAAUUUAACAAAACAUUUGUGAUUAAUACUAUUUCUUGAGAAUGUGUCACAAAGUGUAUAUCUUGGUAGGUUUUUAACGAAGACUUGUUAUACUAAUAAUGGUCAGGCGACAAAGGUCAUUAGUCACAGUUACAUAAUAUGCCUACAUGAGCUGUACAAUUUGUAAAAUAUUGUAAAUAUGACUCUGGU
Toxotes jaculatrix (banded archerfish) is the source of this 1773-nucleotide messenger RNA. RefSeq names its product musashi RNA binding protein 1b (gene msi1b). Lineage: Eukaryota; Metazoa; Chordata; Actinopteri; Toxotidae. The record is from RefSeq and is a predicted model, not a curated record. The transcript is spliced from 15 exons. Gene Ontology annotation, molecular function: RNA binding. Bases 72 to 1121 code for a protein of 349 amino acids. Gene Ontology annotation, cellular component: cytoplasm.